This is a messenger RNA of Nannospalax galili (Upper Galilee mountains blind mole rat), 2717 nucleotides long. RefSeq names its product spartin (gene Spart). NCBI's taxonomy places the organism in Eukaryota, Metazoa, Chordata, Mammalia, Rodentia, Spalacidae. The transcript has 9 exons. Gene Ontology annotation, cellular component: plasma membrane. Gene Ontology annotation, biological process: cell division; negative regulation of BMP signaling pathway. The record is from RefSeq and is a predicted model, not a curated record. The coding region runs from base 320 to 2332 and encodes 670 amino acids.
CGGUCUGGCGGCAGUGCGCCGGCGCGGUGGCAGACGUGGCCGGGCCCAGACUGGGGAGUGCGGGCCGCGGCCUAAUCCCUCCAGACCGGCGCUCGCUCUUUCUCUCUCGCUGGCUCCCGAGCUCCGAGCGUCCUGACGUCCUCCCGCCCACCUUUUAGAAGGUCAGAGUGCUGCAGCUCGCUGGCCUGACUGGUGACGAGUGGCAGGCGGGACGCCGGAGUGGGCGUCACGGAGCCUGGGGCGGCGGCACCUGACGCGGCGCUUUGUGAGCUGGGCGGAGGGGGCGCGGGCCGAGCCCCGGAAGGCGCUGGCGGCCGAAAUGGAGCAAGAACCACAAAAUGGAGAACCUGCUGAAAUUAAGAUCAUCAAGGAAGCAUACAAGAAGGCCUUUUUAUUUGUUAAUAAAGGACUGAAUACUGAUGAAUUAGGUCAGAAGGAAGAAGCAAAGAAUUACUACAAGCAAGGCAUAGGGCACCUGCUCAGGGGCAUCAGCAUCGCAUCAGCAGAGCCUGAGCACACCGGCCCUGGGUGGGAAUCUGCUAGACAGAUGCAGCAGAAAAUGAAAGAAACGCUUCAGAAUGUUCGCACCCGGUUAGAAAUCCUAGAGAAGGGUCUGGCCACUUCUUUGCGGAAUGAUCUUCAGGAGGUGCCCAAGUUAUAUCCAGAAUUUCCACCUAAAGACACAUGCAAAGAGUCAGCAGAGCCUGAGUCGGUCAGUUCACCUCCUCAGCAUGCUGAAGUGAAUGGGGACACUUCAGCUCCGAGUGCAGGGCCAGCCACUGCUUCUCUCUCCUUACCAUCACCAAGCUGCCCAGCUGAAGCACCGCCUGCUUACACGCCACAGGCCGCAGAGGGUCACUACACUGUAUCCUAUGGAACAGAUUCUGGCGAGUUUUCAUCAGUUGGAGAAGACUUCUAUAGGAAUCAUUCCCAGCCACCCCCCCUUGAAACCUUAGGGCUAGAUGCAGAUGAGCUGAUUUUGAUACCAAAUGGAGUACAGAUCUUUUUUGUAAAUCCUGCAGGAGAGGUCAGUGCCCCUUCAUACCCUGGGUACCUGCGAAUCGUGAGGUUCUUAGAUAAUUCUCUCGAUACGGUUCUGAACCGCCCUCCUGGAUUUCUUCAGGUAUGUGACUGGUUGUAUCCCCUGGUUCCUGAUAGAUCUCCAGUUCUGAAGUGUACUGUGGGAGCCUACAUGUUCCCUGACACAAUGUUACAAGCAGCAGGAUGCUUUGUAGGGGUGGUUUUGUCCUCUGAGCUACCAGAAGAUGAUCGAGAACUCUUUGAGGAUCUGUUAAGACAAAUGUCUGACCUUCGGCUCCAGGCCAGUUGGAAUAGGGCAGAAGGAGAAGAUGAAUUCCAAAUCCCUGGAAGAACAAGACCCCCCUCUGACCCACUGAAGGUAGCUUCUGGCACCGAUGUCAGGCAGGCAGGUUCUUCAUCAGACCAAGGCAACAAGGAUGCUCGUCAUAAAGGAAAACGUGGGAAAAAGACUAAAGAUGCUUCUAGUGAAGAAGUUAAUCUGAGUCACAUUGUACCCUGUGAGCCAAUUUCAGAAGAAAAAGCAAAAGAAUUACCUGAAUGGAGUGAAAAAGUUGCUCACAACAUUUUGUCAGGUGCUUCCUGGGUGAGUUGGGGUUUGGUCAAGGGUGCUGAAUUUACUGGCAAAGCAAUCCAGAAAGGUGCUUCUAAACUUCGAGAACGAAUUCAACCAGAGGAAAAACCAGUGGAAGUUAGUCCAGCUGUCACCAGGGGACUUUAUAUAGCAAAGCAGGCUACAGGAGGAGCAGCGAAAGUCAGUCAGUUCCUGGUUGAUGGAGUCUGCACUGUAGCAAAUUGUGUUGGAAAAGAACUGGCUCCCCAUGUCAAGAAGCAUGGAAGCAAACUUGUUCCAGAAUCUCUUAAAAGAGACAAAGAUGGAAAAUCUACGCUUGAUGGUGCCAUGGUGGUUGCAGCAAGUAGUGUUCAAGGAUUUUCAACUGUCUGGCAAGGAUUGGAAUGUGCAGCUAAAUGCAUUGUUAGGAAUGUUUCAGCAGAAACUGUGCAGACCGUUAGAUACAAAUACGGGCACAGUGCAGGUGAAGCCACACACGAUGCAAUGGAUUCCGCCAUCAACGUCGGUGUCACCGCCUAUAAUAUUGACCACCUUGGCAUCAAAGCAAUGGUGAAGAAAACAGCAAAGCAGACAGGACACACACUUCUGGAGGACUAUCAGGUCAUUGAUAGUUCUCAUAAGGAAAGUCAAGAAGGAGUGUCAGGCACAAACAUGAGCAAAGAGAAGGAUAAGCAGACAGAGGAAGAAGAGAAGAAAGGGGCAAAGAAGAAAGACAAGUAGUGGAAGUGCUGGGAUCACUAUAUCAGAGCCUUACCGGAAGUGCUGGGAUCACUACGGCAGAACCUUACCAGAUGGAGGAAAUGCUCAGUGGACGGAUGUGGACUUCUCCACAGAGUGAUCAGUAUUUUCAGUAUAUUUAUUCCUACAAAGUGACUGUCAUAAAUUUUGGGAUAUGUAUUCCACUUACAAGGAAAAUAAUCAGUAUUCUUACAUCUGGCCUCUAGAAUAUGCAGUUAUAUCUCAGCAACUUUAUUUUUUCCAUAAAUGAGGGGAAAAUAUUUUGCAGUUAAAAUAACACUUAUAAUAUAUGUGCUUUAAACCUAAUGUUAAACUAUUUUUAUAUGUGUUAGCUUUCAGAAAACAAAGUAGGAAAUUAUAUAUAUAU